GCUUCAAGAAGAACAAACCAAUGGUGCGCGUGUGAGUCACUUAAAAAGACCAAACCUUUUAGUUUUGAUCGAAAGGAAACAUAAAAAAAAAAAGAAGAAGUGAUGCCGUCGGGGAAGUACUACUGCGAUUACUGCGAGAAGGAGUUUCAGGACACGCAAGUCGCUAGAAAACGACAUCUUCAGAGCAACCCUCAUCUUCGAGCUAAAGCACUUUGGUACAGCUCUAUUACCUCAGAUGUUAAUAAUCAACAAGUCUCCAGCUUUGUGCCGAGGGGUCUCUGCAAUCGAUUCGUUUCAUCGGUAUGGUGUUCAGUCGAUUUAUAGUUUUCGUCGUAGCAAUAACUUUUGUCCAUUUGGAGACUCUUGCAGAUACUUGCACCCUAACAACAUUACAGGAAAUGCAGGAUUCACCAAUAAUAAUAACAAUACGCAACCUCCUACUGGCUUGCCUAACCAACACAUCCAAGGAAGUAGUUUAAACCGUGAUUGUUUUAGUAGGAGAGCAGGAGGAGCAGGUUGGUUCGAUCUGCCACCGUCGCUGAGACCGCCUCCGGAGCAAGGCUAUCCUCAACCUCCCUCCAUUGACUGGGGAUAGAACUCUCUUUCUUUCUCUGCAUAGUCAUAUGCUAAGAUGUAACUUUUGAUCUUUAUACACAUUUAACAUUUUACCCCAUUUCUGAUAGAAAAAAGGUUGUUGAAUUUCAUUUGCU
Brassica rapa (field mustard) is the source of this 710-nucleotide messenger RNA. RefSeq names its product zinc finger CCCH domain-containing protein 3. The record is from RefSeq and is a predicted model, not a curated record. Lineage: Eukaryota; Viridiplantae; Streptophyta; Magnoliopsida; Brassicales; Brassicaceae. Gene Ontology annotation, molecular function: zinc ion binding. Gene Ontology annotation, cellular component: U12-type spliceosomal complex.